This is a messenger RNA of Pieris macdunnoughi, 2778 nucleotides long. The record is from the annotation of a GenBank genome assembly. NCBI's taxonomy places the organism in Eukaryota, Metazoa, Arthropoda, Insecta, Lepidoptera, Pieridae.
AUGGAAGAGGAGUAUAAUAUGGACACACAGGACUCGGUCGCGAGUGACACUAAUAGAAACGAUGGAAAUGAUAGUGAUACUGUGAAAAGUGAUUAUGAGUUUGGUUAUGAUGAAUCUUACGAAGAUGAAGAUGGGGGAUUUCGUGGAGGUCCUCGUGGUCGCGGCAAUUUCAGAGGCCGUGGUGGUCGCGGCAUGCCACCACCGGGCUGGAUGAAUGGACCUCCUCCCAUGCGCUUUAGGGGUAGGGGUUAUGGACCUGGUGGGCCUCCAAUGAGAGGCCGUGGAUUUUUCCGUGGCCGUGGUGGUCCUAGAUUUGGUCCUAAUGGAGGGCCUAAUUUUGAUAAUAACUGGGGGCCUAUGGGUCCACCACCACCUGGUAUGAUGGGACCACCUCCAUUUGGCCCACCCCCACCUGGAAUGAUGCCACCAGGUGGGCCAAUGGGUCCUCCACCUAAUAUGAUGGGACAACCACCACCUUUUGGACCUCCAGGAAUGCCACCCCCAAAUAUGCCUCCACCAGAAAUAUGGGUAGAAACUAAGUCCGAUGAGGGCAAAUCAUAUUACUAUCACCAACGCACUAGAGAAACAACUUGGACAAGGCCACAAGAGAGUCCGACUUGCAAGGUCAUAACACAGGCUGAAAUGGAAGCUAUGGUCUCAGCAGGCCAAAUGCCAGGCAUGAACCCACAAACCAUGGGCAUGAAUAACCCAAUGGGAGGACCAAUGGGUGGACCUAUGGGAAUGAUGCCCAAUGGCAUGAUGGGAGGCAUGAUGCCCCCUGGAAUGGGGCCCCAAGGAGGUGGUUCCACACCCAAUUCUGCCCCACCCUAUAUGACUCAUCCACCACCAUGGGCAAAAGAUGGUAACAACCAAAUGAAGAUGGAUCAGUCUGACCAGUCAACGAUGGAUAUGGACGAACUACCACCUGGUGAAUCCCUUCAAAAUAACCAGAUGCCCAAUGCCAUAGCUCCAGUGACCACAUCCUCCAGUGGGCCUUCAAUGGGAGCGAAUAUGGGGUCAGGCCCGCCUAUGGGCGGACCCAAUAUGGGUCCUCCACCUAAUAUGGGACCUGGUGGUGGGACAUGGAACCCUUGGGGAUGGGGUCCACCGCCAAUGGUGGCACAACCGGGCUUCCCGGGUCCUGAUAAUAAUGGACAAGCCCCAAUGGGAGCUAACCAAAUGAGUAAUUCAAUGUCCGGAGACAAUGAAUCACCAAUAAUACUGGAUGGGUCCACUCCACCUCCCAAGAAAGACACUACUGUAAUACCUCCGGAAUUGGAAGCAGCUGCCGCGGAAUGGACGUCCCACGUGGCUCCAGAUGGCAGAAUGUAUUACCACCACGCCGGCAGAGCUCAUAGUGUUUGGAUCAAGCCGGAGCCCUUGCAGAGGCUAGACGAAUUAAAGGCGAAAAUUGCAGUCGAAAAGGGGGAAAGAUUGGAUAACCUAAAGAACCAAUCAUUUUGGAUGGUGGUGAGUGUUAUAGAUGUUGACGAACACGCGGACGCGGUGGCAGCGGCUGAAGCGACCGUCGUAGAGGAGAAGGAGAGAACAGAACGCGAGCGGAUAGACCGGGAAAAAGCGGAGAAGGAGAGGGAAGAGAGGGAGAAGGCGGAAAAGGAGAAGGUGGAGAAGGAAAAGGCGAAACCGGAUAAGACUAGGCCGGUUACUAGCACGCCUAUCACGGGGACGCCGUGGUGCGUUGUAUGGACUGGCGAUGGUCGCGUUUUCUUCUACAAUCCAACGGCCCGUCUCUCUGUAUGGGAACGCCCAGCUCAACUGCUUGGGAGGAAGGAUGUUGAUGCUGCAGUGGCCCAGCCUCCGCAUCUUGUACAACAGCAACAACAACAGCAACAACAGAAGAAGGAAACGACUCCCUCGAAAGGUUCUAACGGCGAUCUCAAACGUGGAAUCGACUCGGAUAGCGACUCUGAGAGCGACGGUGCGAAACGGGCCAAGCAAGUCGAGGUGGUGGGCGUGACGACGAAAAAGGCCAUCGACGCGAACGCGGACGCAGCGGUGGAGGCGGAGAUGAUUGCGGCCAGGAAGCGGGUGGUUGUGCCGUUCGACCAGCGAGUGGCCUCCUUCCUGCAGCUGCUGCGGGAGUCGGACGUAUCCGCCUUCAGCCCCUGGGAGAAGGAGCUGCACAAGAUCGUCUUCGACGACCGCUACCUGCUGCUCGAGUCUAAGGAGAGGCGACAGGUGUUCAACAAGUACGUGCGCGAUAGAGCCGAAGAAGAAAGAAAAGAGAAACGCAACAAACUGCUGCUGAAGAAGCAGUCUUUCAAACUUCUCAUGGAAGAGGCCAAAUUGCACUCAAAGUCAUCAUUCACCGAGUUCUCAACGAAGUACUGUCGGGAUGUACGAUUCCGCGGUAUAGAGAAACUGCGCGAGCGUGAGACAUACUUCAACGAGCACAUUGCUGAACUGCGCAAGAAAGAGAAGGAAGAGAAAGAGAAACGCAGGGAACAGGCCAAACAAGAUUUCAUACAGCUCCUCAAAGACAAAAAUGUGGACCGUCACGCCCGUUGGGUCGAAGUGAAGAAGAAAAUCGAUGUGGACGUCCGGUAUAAAGCGGUUGAAAGUAGCUCCUUGAGAGAGGAUCACUUUAGGGAGUACUGCAAGAUGAUUAAGGACGAGAGGAAGAAGGAUGGAAAAGAGAAAGAACGCGAACGCGGCAGCCGAAAGGACAAGAAGGACAAAGAUCGCGACAAGGAGAAGGAGAAAGAGAAGGAAAAGGACAAGGACUCCAAGAAAGAGAAGAAGAAGGAUAAGGGAGAG